Molecule: messenger RNA, 822 nt
Organism: Chilo suppressalis (striped riceborer)
Lineage: Eukaryota; Metazoa; Arthropoda; Insecta; Lepidoptera; Crambidae
Source: the annotation of a GenBank genome assembly
AUGGCUUUGCCUGCAGCUCAACCGGCAGAAAUUCUUCGAGCAUAUCAAAAAGAUGACAUGUAUGAGAAGCAGUUGGCAGAAUCGAUCGCGAAGAUUUUACCACCAAGACACGCUUCCAAAGCUGAACCCAUGUCAUCCGUGCUGUAUAAAACAUUUACAACUCUAAAGGAUCUACAGACACUAGGCGAGGAAUACUCUGGCAUUGUCCAAGUGGACGAUAGCUACCAUAAACUGCCUACAUUCUGUAGCCGAUUGUGUAGCAUGCUCCUAUCUACUUUUGGUGAAACUUUGACUUCUAGAAUUCUACGUCAGUGCGAAAAGAGCAUUGAAAGCAAUACAUAUCUAAAACCAAAAGCCCAAAAUGCAUUUAUAAUUGUACUUAGAGCUUUGAACUCUAUGAUACCUCAGAUUGAGAGUAUACACAGAGCUAUGAGCUACAUAAACGGUGGGCCUUUGCAAAUUGGUAAUACAGUGACAGGAAUAGAUUAUGUGCAUGUGAGACCUGCGGCUGCUGCGCACUAUGCUCAUUUAAGACUUUUGGGAAUAGUUACCUUACUUCAUGCUUUUGUAUCAUGCGGGCAAAGUUUAUAUCAGGCUAAGAAACACAUGGAACAAGUUAAUGAUAUGCCAAGUGAAGUGGACAGUAGUAAGUCAUGUGUGGCUUGUUUAGAAGAAAUGGUGCAACCGUGUGUGCUUCCAUGUGGCCAUAUAUUUUGUUUGCAAUGUAGCUAUGGAUCUUUAGAAACGUGUGCAUUAUGUAGAUCACCUUUUAUUAAAAAUACAGUAGUUCCAUUGAUGAAUUAUAAGCCUGGCAAUCUAUAG